AUGAAUACACCUGGAAAUAAUCAAAUGAUUGCCCCAACAAUUCAAACACAACUAGUGAAUGCUUGUGCAGUUGAGACCACAAAUGUUAUUCUAGCUGAUCUUGGAGAUAGGUGGUUCACUUUACUACUUGAUGAGGCUCGUGAUUGUUCAGUGAAAGAGCAAAUGGCAGUUGUUAUUAGAUAUGUGAACAAACAUGGAGAAGUGAUUGAACGAUUUAUGACUGUAGUUCAUGUUGCAACUACUACAACUGCUUGUUUGAAGGAGGCAAUCGACUCUUUAUUUGCUAAGUAUGGUUUGUCAGUGGCGAGAUUGAGGGGUCAAGGAUAUGAUGGUGCUUUAAAUAUCUCUGGAGAAUUUAAUGGCUUAAAGUCACUGAUAAUGAAAGAAAAUCCGUAUGCAUUAUAUGUUCAUUGUUUUGUUCAUCAACUUCAGCUAGUGGUUGUAGCCGUUGCUCAAGCAAAUCAAUAUGUUUGUGAUUUUAUGUGGAUUGUUGGUUCAGUUGUGAACACAUCUGCAUCAUCUUGCAAAAGGGCUGACAAACUUCGACAACUUGAACAUGACAAAAAAAUUAAACUUCUUGAAAGAGGAGAGAUUAGUUCUGAGGUUCUUCAAAAUUUGAUUAAUAAUGGUGAUCGUUCUUCUAAGGGUUUAAGUAGAACUUUGGUUGAAAAAAUGGAGAUGUAUGAAUUUGUGUUUAUUCUACUAUUGAUGAAACGUAUAUUAGUAAUCACAAAUCAUUUGUCAACUGUUCUACAAGAGAAAGAUCAAAAUAUUGUGAAUAUGAUGCGUUUGAUCAAUAAUGUGAAAGGCAAAUUGCAAAAGUUGAGAGAUUCUGGAUGCUGUAGUCGUUUGAAGAAAGAUGGAAAAAAUGUUAUCGAUAUUAUUCUACAUGAGAUGGAUAAUCGUUUCUCUGAAACAACUACAGAUUUGCUGAUUUAUAUGUCAUGCCUUGAUCCUAGGAACUCAUUCUCUAGAUUUGAUGUACAGAAGUUAGUACGUCUGACUCAUUUUUAUGAGGAUGAUUUUUCUUGGAAUGAGCGUAUGUUAGUUGAACAAGAGCUUGAAACAUAUAUUGAUGACGUCAGAUCAGAUGAACGGUUUGAAGGCAUUUCAGAUUUGGGAGCUCUUAAAAAGAAAAUGAUUGAAACAAUGAAGAACCGUGUGUUUCCUUUGAUUUAUCGGAUAAUUGAGCUAGCCUUACUUCUUUCAGUUGCUACUGCAACCGUUGAAAGGGUGUUUUCGGCAAUGAAUAUUGUCAAAACAUAUUUGCGAAACAGGAUUGGAGAUGAAUGA
Messenger RNA from Zingiber officinale, 1293 nucleotides. RefSeq names its product zinc finger MYM-type protein 1-like. Lineage: Eukaryota; Viridiplantae; Streptophyta; Magnoliopsida; Zingiberales; Zingiberaceae. The transcript has 4 exons. The coding region runs from base 1 to 1293 and encodes 430 amino acids. The record is from RefSeq and is a predicted model, not a curated record.